AAACCAUAGCAACUUGAGGACGAGAGACAAAUUAAAUGGGGACGAUUCCUACACAACACAGGACAACCAUGACUUCGACAGCUUAAAGAUAUCAAGCUGACAUCGAACCCCUCCGUUACCCGUCUGGCUCGUCACUGUCGACUCUAACUCUGGGUUACCUCCUCUGCCCGUCGCCCUUGCAACAUGGAGAGCGUCCACUGCGUCACUGAAGGCUGACCCGAAAAGGAACAAGGCGCUCCAGAAGAUGUUCCCAAGUGGCCUUCUUGUGGACGCAGCAGCUGGCUCUCGGAGUGCUUUUUUAUGACUAGUAUUGUAUGCGUGUGUCUGUGGGCACAUCCUAGCAGCACAACCUGCCUAUUCUCCAGGCUGGGGGACGUGCUACUCUGAGACUGGAGCCGGAGCGACACGCAACGGAAAAAAGGAAGUGCAGCUCGUCAAAAGAGCUUUCUGAUAGACGCAAGGGGGGCACUUCGGCUGUAGUUUCAGCUUGUUCGAGUGUCUUCUGAACCAUUGCACAUUUUUAACAGCGACACCUUUCCUCUGUCUAGUGAGAUUUGUCUCCCUCCCCCUCCCUAAAAAGCAUCCUCUUCUGUCGUUGUUAUUGGAGCUUCUAUGGUUUGCAUGGCUGGAGAAUAACCGUGGAGAGGCCAGGGUAUCACAAGCUUAUGGAUUUUGAUAAGAGAGGGGGCAAGGGAGAGACAGAGGAAGGGAAAAAGAUGUCUAAGACAGCAGGCAGCAGGACUGGACAUGGGGGCCGGAGUUCAGGGACCAAUUCUGGAGUUCUUAUGGUUGGCCCAAACUUCCGCGUGGGUAAAAAAAUCGGCUGCGGGAACUUUGGAGAACUGCGGCUGGGAAAAAAUCUCUAUACUAACGAAUAUGUGGCCAUUAAAUUGGAACCUAUUAAAUCCAGGGCGCCACAGCUCCAUUUGGAGUAUAGAUUUUACAAACAGUUGGGAAAUUCAGAGGGAAUCCCACAGGUGUACUACUUUGGCCCUUGCGGGAAAUACAAUGCCAUGGUGCUGGAGCUGCUUGGACCCAGUCUAGAGGACCUGUUUGACCUCUGUGACCGCACCUUCUCCCUCAAGACCGUCCUCAUGAUAGCCAUACAGCUGAUUACACGGAUGGAGUACGUCCACACCAAGAGUCUGAUAUACAGAGAUGUGAAACCAGAAAACUUCCUGGUUGGGCGGCCAGGAAGCAAGAGGCAGCACACCAUCCACAUCAUCGACUUUGGUCUGGCCAAAGAAUACAUAGAUCCCGAGACCAAAAAACACAUCCCCUACCGGGAGCACAAGAGUUUGACUGGAACGGCACGAUACAUGAGCAUCAACACACACCUGGGAAAAGAGCAAAGUAGAAGGGAUGAUUUGGAGGCACUGGGUCACAUGUUCAUGUACUUCCUCCGAGGCAGCCUCCCGUGGCAGGGCCUAAAGGCGGACACUUUGAAGGAGAGGUAUCAGAAAAUUGGGGACACCAAACGAGCGACACCGAUUGAAGUGCUUUGUGAAAGCUUCCCUGAAGAGAUGGCCACCUACCUGCGCUAUGUGAGGAGGCUGGACUUCUUUGAGAAGCCUGAUUACGACUACUUGAGGAAGCUCUUCACUGAUCUGUUUGACAGGAACGGCUACGUCUUUGACUAUGAAUAUGACUGGGUCGGAAAAUCACUUCCCACACCAAUAGGUCCUAUCCCCAGUGACACGCCUGUGCAGCCCAGCAGCAGAGACAAAGCACAACAGCAGACCAAAAACCAGUCGCCUGAGCCGAAAGGAAGUGAGUCUCAGCCCACUCCCGUGACCAAUAAGGAGACUCUGGGGUCGCACCUCACAGCUGAGCGGCUGGGGGGCUCUGUUCAGGUGAUGAGCUCAACGAAUGGCGAGCUGAACACUGAUGAUCCCACAGCUGGACACUCCAACGCUCCCAUCACCGCUCCCACCGAGGUUGAAGUGGCUGACGAAACCAAGUGCUGUUGUUUCUUCAAAAGGAGAAAGAGGAAAGCCCUCCAGAGGCACAAGUGAAAGAAGAGAAUGGAGAGAACUUGAAACAUUGUGGUCACUGUCAAGUUUUAAAUGGAAGCAACUACACAGACCCCCCCCCCCGACCCUGCCUCCUGUCCCUAUCUCUGUCCAGCUUCCCCCUUCACCUCUUUACCCCUUCUCACUUUAUUUCCCCUGUCACUCUGUACCUCUCUCUCCCUCUCUCUCUCCCUCCCACUCACUCUCUCUCACCCUCUCUCUCUCUCUCUCUCUCUCUCUCUCUCUCUCUCUCUCUCUCUCUCUCUCUCUCUCUCUCUCUCUCUCUCUCUCUCUCUCUCUCUCUCUUGCUCUCUUUCUCAUUCUCAGUGCUCCCCGGCUACUGGCAAGUCUAAAGGAAUGUUGCGGUCCUACGGACUCCACAACAGACUCUUGAUUCCUUUACAGACAACAAAAAAUAAAUAAAUAAACGUACCUGCAUUACAACGGGGGGCUUGAGAAAAAGUUUUAAAAAGCUGUAACAAUGAAACUCGAAUACCGUGGCGUGAAUAUGAAAAAAAGAUGCUGUUUGAAACAGUUGUUGUAUCCUAGAUUCCAUAAAGAGCGCGUAUUGUUCCAACAGUCAGCUGUUGAUCAGGGGGAACCGUCAGUGGUUCGAGUGAAAGAAAUCUGCUCCUUUAGGAAAAAAAUGUUUAUUUUUCUUUUCUUUUUUCUUUUGGUGUGUGUUUUGGGAUCAAGGUAAAGAGGAAAAGGUGAACUAUGCUGAUGUUCAAUCUGAGAGACACAGGGAGCAUUUCAUCUAUAAAACAAGAACCUGGAGGAUUUUUAUGUAUUUUUUCUUUUCUUUUUUUUCAGUUUUUUUUCUCUUUUUUUGUAAUUGAAUCCUCAGUUUUUUCGAAUCCCUGCAUUGAAAACUUGUUUUUAUGUUGUAGUGUUUCUGGAGUUGAUUUUUUUCUUUUUUUUUUUUCUCCUCACUCUGGCUUUCUUUUUGUCUGUCAACGUGGACUUUGUAGCACAGUCACUGGCCUCAGGUACUGUGGAAGAUUGAGAGAAACAGAUAUUAAGCUCUCUUAUUAUUAUUAUUGCACUUUUGGAAAAAAAAAGAAAACAAUUACAGUGGUAACUUUAGGUUUGAAAUUAACAAUUAAGAAAACAACUUAAUAAAGACUGAUCUAGGAAGAGUCCUCACAACGCUUAUAUCUGAGUUAUGGCCGAGAAAUGUUGAUUUACAUGGGGGAGGGGAGGAUGGGGGUGGGGUGGGAUAUGUCUUUCAACUUUUAUUUCUUACAUCAAAAUAAUUUACCAGGAAAUCAUAGUUUGUGCCUUUCUAAGUAAAAUGUUUAAAGCUCAAGUGAGUGUCCCGCAAUGACAUUUUAUCUAAUCUGUCCCAAAUGCUCACUGGAUUACUGUGCAACUGUGUGUGUAUGUGUGUGUGCGCUUGCGUGUGUGUGUGUGUGCAAAUCUGCAUGUUUUUGUAAGUUGAACAUGUGUAUCGACUGUGUGUGCACAUCCCUCACUAUCACCAACACUAUAAGCAGUAUACAUUUAUCCCCCUGACCCUCUGCUGUGACAAUCAACACAUCUGUACAGUGGUGGUGUUUGGUUUGGAGAGAGAUCAGGAGUGUGUGUGUGUGUGUGUGUGUGUGUGUGUCUCAAAGAGAUCUAGCAGACAGCAACCCAAAUCUGUUUGAACCAUUGUUUCAUUUUUAUCAGGUCACAG
Molecule: messenger RNA, 3690 nt
Organism: Scomber scombrus (Atlantic mackerel)
Lineage: Eukaryota; Metazoa; Chordata; Actinopteri; Scombriformes; Scombridae
Gene: csnk1g2b
Product: casein kinase 1, gamma 2b
Exons: 13
Coding region: 666-2015 (449 amino acids)
Biological process (GO): signal transduction; positive regulation of canonical Wnt signaling pathway; endocytosis
Cellular component (GO): nucleus; cytoplasm; plasma membrane
Molecular function (GO): ATP binding; protein serine/threonine kinase activity
Source: RefSeq, a predicted model, not a curated record